CUGUGUGAGCUGCGCCCUGUUUACCCUCCCACUUCCUUGUUCCACUUGGGCACGAGGGCCAUAAACCGCCCGGCUGGCACGGCCGGGCCCUCGGCGGCACGGGCAGGAGGAAGAGGAGGGAGGAGGAUGGCAGCCAGCCCCCUGCUCCGCCGCGCCAGGAGGGCACCCCGGGUGCCACCGUGGUGGUUGGGAGCGCAGCCCUGGCCCUAGGGCUGGCCACCCUCAUGCCCGCUGGCCAGCCUCAUGCCGGAUCCCGGGGAGGUGCCAGUGUCCUGGUUUGAGGAGAGGAGAACGGAGAAGAACAAGACCUACUUCUCCUUCUUAUCGGACUUCAGGGGCCACAACGCGACGGCCCUGCGGGUGGGCGAGUCCUCUGCCCUGGCCUUCAUCUUCCUGCUGGCCUUGGUGGGAAACAUCUGGGGCAUCUGGCUGCUGGUGCGGCGGCGGUGCCGGCUGCGCGCCGCCAACUGCCUGGUCCUCAACCUCUUCUGCGCCGACCUGCUCUUCAUCACCGCCAUGCCCUUCAUCGCCGUGGUGCGCUGGACCGAGUCCUGGCUGCUGGGUGACACCGUCUGCCACAUGCUCUUCUACCUGGUGGGCCUCAGCGGCACCGUCAUCAUCCUCUCCCUCUCGGCCGUCAGCCUGGAACGCUUGGUCAGCAUCGCCCGCCUGCGCCAGGCCGCCCUCCGCCGCCCCAAGGCGCUGGCCGCCGCCCUCCUCCUCAUCUGGGCCUUGGCCGCCGUCGCCACCCUCCCGCUCUGCUGCUUCUUCUGCGUGGUGCGGCUGCCCGCCGCCGCCGGGCAGGAGAUGCAGAUCUGCACCUUGGUGUGGCCCAGCAUCGGAGGAGAAAUAGCCUGGGACCUCACCUUUACCAUUGUUUUCUUUCUGGUGCCGGGGCUGCUCAUCAUCAUCAGCUACUCCAAAAUCCUACAGAUUACAAAGGCAUCAAGAAGGAGUUUAAACGCUGGUUUAGCCUACUCGGAAAGUCAUCGGGUUCGAGUUUCCCAGCAAGACUACAAACUAUUCCGAGCCCUCUUUGUGCUGAUGAUCUCUUUCUUCAUCAUGUGGAGCCCAAUUAUGAUAACUAUUCUUUUAAUUUUAGUCCAAAGUAACACAGAAGAUUUCAAAAUUUCACCAUCAGUUUUCUUCUGGAUAAUCCUAUUCACUUUCGCCAACUCUGCUCUCAAUCCCAUUUUGUACAACAUUGCCCAUUUCAGACGGAAGUGCCAGGAAAUCUUCCUCUGUUGCACGAGGAGCCCCGCGGGGCACGGGGCUGGCAUAGACAGCACUGCAAGAAGAAGUAACCAGGAACAACCACCUCUCUUUUUCAUCACCAGAUAAUCAUUUAACUGUCCACCUACACUGUCCCAGGCUGAAUAGGUCACUGUGUUAUAUUAUUAAAUGCCAGAGAAGGGGAAAAAAAGAGUGAAAUCUGUAUUUUUAAUUCUUGCAGGUAAAAUUCUCUUGGCCUGGCUGCUUUGCCUCAGUAAGAUUUGGACAAUUUAAUCCAAUGGACUGAAUUCUCCACUUACACUGAAAUAAAUAGGAACAUGGCAGUGAACCUGGUGAAUGUAAAAUAGUUUAAAUAAGUACUUACCAGAGGAAUUAAUUUCUAUGAGGGUACAUUUUCAGUUGGCAUCAAUGUCAUUAACUUUAAUGAAGUUACAGAGAAUCUAUAUUAAGAGGGCACCUGAUCCAUUUUUACUCUGUUUUCUAUUAAGAGAGACCAGCUUUCUAGUGAAAAUGUACCUCCUCAGAGAGUAUCUGCUCUUUUUCUCAAUCCCCUUUACAAAAGGCACUCAGAUAACCACCUGCCUGAAUGGAGAUUUGGGCAGAGUAACCCAUAGCGUGUAGGAAACAGGAUGAUAAACAUCUAUUAUCACCAAGUAAAUGAGUAAUUUGGUUCCAUCCCAAGUUAAAAAUAUGGACAUAAUGCCUGUUAAUUUAUAAAUAAAGAAUAAAUGUUUACUUGUCAUAAAAUAGGUUUUUAAAAAA
Molecule: messenger RNA, 1995 nt
Organism: Calidris pugnax (ruff)
Lineage: Eukaryota; Metazoa; Chordata; Aves; Charadriiformes; Scolopacidae
Gene: FFAR4
Product: free fatty acid receptor 4
Exons: 3
Coding region: 244-1341 (365 amino acids)
Biological process (GO): G protein-coupled receptor signaling pathway
Cellular component (GO): membrane
Molecular function (GO): G protein-coupled receptor activity; peptide binding
Source: RefSeq, a predicted model, not a curated record